CUCCCUCUGGGAAUGUGCUGCUGUGGAUACCAAGGAUACGUAAAAACAGGCAAUAAGUGAGCAGCUCCAGCUUUCAGACAGACUAGCUAUUGCGUGUCUGUGCUUUGUACUUUAUUUUCUUUUUCAGGCGCGGUUUUCCGCCCCGGCGCCGCGGGCGGUGCCGAAUGUGCGGCGGUGAAGCGCCAGGCCGGUAAACAGAGCCGGGUGAGGCGAUGGCGGCGGGCGGGCUGGCGGGGCUGCUGCCCGCCCAGACACAGCUCGAGUACGCGCUGCUCGACGCCGACACCGCCCAGGAGAAGGAGAACCUGGUCUACCAGUACCUGAAGAAAAUGGACAGCCGCGAGCGGGACCUGACGGUGCCCGAGCUCGGCGGAGAUCUGCAAUGGUUAAACACUGAAGGUCCUAUUUCUCUUCACAAAGACCUUUGUGGAAAAGUUGUGGUGUUGGAUUUCUUCACUUACUGCUGCAUCAAUUGCUUGCACCUGCUGCCUGACCUCCACGCCUUAGAGCACCAGUACUCUGAUAAAGAUGGUCUUGUUAUUGUUGGUGUCCAUUCAGCGAAAUUUCCAAAUGAAAAAGUUCUGGAUAACAUUAAAAGUGCUGUUCUGAGAUACAAUAUUGUCCACCCUGUAGUAAAUGAUGCAGAUGCAACACUGUGGCAUGAACUAGAAGUGUCCUGCUGGCCAACUCUGGUCAUUCUUGGGCCUCGUGGAAAUAUGCUGUUUUCUCUUGUUGGAGAGGGACACAGAGAGAAAUUGUUUUUAUUUACUUCUAUAACUCUGAAAUUCUACAAGGAAAGAGGGCAAAUCAAAGAUAACAAUAUUGGAAUAAAGCUGUACAGAGACUCCCUUCCACCUUCUCCUCUGCUGUUUCCUGGCAAAGUGACUGUAGAUGAUUCAGGAGAAAGGUUGGUCAUAGCAGACACUGGACAUCACAGGAUUUUGGUCACUCGUAAAAAUGGACAAAUUCUACACAUCAUUGGAGGUCCAAACAGUGGAAGGAGAGAUGGAGGAUUUUCAGAGGCAGCUUUCAACUCACCACAAGGGAUCGCUAUAAAAAAUAAUGUUAUUUAUGUAGCUGAUACAGAAAAUCACCUAAUUAGAAAGAUAGACCUGGAGCUGCAGAUGGUGACCACUGUAGCAGGCAUUGGGGUACAAGGUGUUGAUAAGGAAGGUGGAGCAAAAGGAGAAGAGCAGCCCAUCAGCUCUCCGUGGGAUGUGGUCUUUGGAAGUUCAAUUUCAGGGACGCAGGAAGAUGAUGUGUUAUGGAUAGCAAUGGCAGGCAUUCACCAGAUAUGGGCACUGAUGCUGGAAGGUGGAAGACUACCAAAGGGAAGUGACUUAAAGAAAGGAGUCUGCCUGCGCUUUGCUGGGAGUGGCAAUGAGGAGAACAGGAACAACGCUUACCCACACAAGGCAGGGUUUGCCCAGCCCUCGGGGCUCUCCCUGGCCCCAGAGGAGCCCUGGAGCUGCCUGUUCGUGGCCGACAGCGAGAGCAGCACCGUGCGAACCAUCUCGCUCAAGGACGGCGCCGUGAAGCACCUUGUAGGAGGAGAGAGAGACCCAUUGAAUUUGUUUGCUUUUGGUGAUGUGGAUGGAGCAGGCAUAAAUGCAAAGCUGCAGCAUCCCUUGGGAGUAACAUGGGACAAGAAAAGAAAGCUGCUUUAUGUGGCAGAUUCCUAUAAUCAUAAGAUUAAGGUUGUGGAUCCCAAGAUGAAGAACUGUGCUACCCUGGCAGGCACAGGAGAAGCAGGCAAUGUUGUUGGUUCCAGCUUUACUCAGUCAGCUUUCAAUGAACCAGGAGGUUUGUGUGUUGAAGAAAACGGCCGCCUGAUGUAUGUUGCAGACACAAAUAAUCAUCAGAUUAAAGUGCUGGAUUUGGAAACAAAAAUUCUUUCCAUGUUGCCUAUCGUGAAGCCAGAAGCAUGUGAUGUUCCAGAUAACCUGCCUGUGCAAAAGGAUAAAAUAACAAACCUUCCAAGACUGCCUAAAUCUGCACCAAAUAUUCAACUUCCUUCUCUAACUGUAGCUCCUGGCCAGAUAAUUCAGUUUUUAUUAAAGUUGACUCUUCCUCCGGAUUCAAAACUGAAUGAAGAAGCUCCCAGUGCCUGGUUUAUCACAGCAGAAGAUAACACCUGGUUGCUGCAAGGACAGUGUCCGACAGGAGAAAUAAAGGAUGUUUCCUGUCAAACUGUCAUUCCCUUUCAGUUGCCUGGGAGCUGUGUGUCAGCUGAAGCCACCCUGGCCAUCAAAGCGUGCCUCUACUACUGCAGCAAAGGUAGCAGUGCCUGUAUGAUGGCAGGAGUCUCGUUCAGCCAGCCCUUGCAGGUCACUGGCACAGACCAAGGCAGCUCAGCUCAAGUGGAACUGAUGCACACCUUUGUAACCAACUAACACAAAGCCAGCUGAUUUCACACUUGAUUUUGCUGUCCACAAUUUCUGUGAAAGUACAAAUAGAUUAUUCGCUCUGUUUUUUCCUGGAGCUUAUGACAAAGCUAAGAAAUAAUAUGCUUGUUAAAAUGAAGUAGGUUUCCCUACAGCCUAACAGGAAAAUUUAUCAUCACAACCUCAUUUCUUUACAUUACAGUAACAGCAAUAACUUUGUAAUACCGUAGAUUCUGUUGCCAAUUGUGAGCAUACUGGAUGUCUGCUAGUCUUAAGAAGUGAGCAACAAUUUUUAGAGUCCAUUUGAAAGAGCUGGAGUUAUUUUGUGAUGUUACUGUAAGAUUUUGCACUGUAAAUAGUGUUAGAGUAGAUCAUUUUGGACUAACACUUCAAAAUUCCUUUUGUGCCCUUAUUACAUUUUAAUAGAAUGUCAAAAGGAAGUUUUUCUCCAAUCUGUAAAAGAAGUAUCUUGCUUAUUCUUCUUUAAUGACACUUCUGACACGUGUAUUUUGAAAAUACACCUUAAACUAGGUGCACCUCUAGUUUUAUGCAAACUGAGCAUUUUGCUUUAACUCAACAUGACCGCCUUACAUGAAGAGCAAAAGUUCUUGGGGAAUUUUCUGUGAAAGGAAGCAUUCAAGUUCCUGCAGAAGAAUUUCAUGCUGAUUUUUAACAAAGAAUGUGCCUCUGCAAUAUGUAUAUGUAUAUAAAAUAACUACCACAAAGCCAUGCUGCAGCUUUUCUGAUACACACCAAUUUAUAUUUUUUAGAAAGUGGUAGGUAAUGGUUGAAUAUCUACUGCAAAAAUUAAAUGUCA
Messenger RNA from Sturnus vulgaris (Common starling), 3201 nucleotides. RefSeq names its product NHL repeat containing 2 (gene NHLRC2). The record is from RefSeq and is a predicted model, not a curated record. Gene Ontology annotation, molecular function: protein binding. Lineage: Eukaryota; Metazoa; Chordata; Aves; Passeriformes; Sturnidae.